Messenger RNA from Durusdinium trenchii, 1889 nucleotides. The record is from the annotation of a GenBank genome assembly. Lineage: Eukaryota; Dinophyceae; Suessiales; Symbiodiniaceae.
UGCAAAUCAAAUUCCCUGACUCGCAGCCAAAGUGGCUGAUGCAUGUGGGAUCAACCAAGUGCUUCUACUUCUGGCGGCCAGCAUCCUUCGCAAGGCGCUCUCGACGACUCCAGCGCGUCCUCCUCGUCCGCGUCCGACGAUGAGCUUGGCUUGCACCACCUGGUGCCACCCGACCGAUGGUGCAUCACGCGCGAAGACUUGGCCUUUCUGCGGAAGGAGAUUUACCAUGGAAUCCAAAAAGGCGAGAUCAAGCCACACCAGACAGAUGACUUCCAAACUGCAGAUCAAGUGUUUGGCCCCAGCAUUUACACGGUGAAUGAGCAGUACAUCAAGCCGGUGACGAAGCGGGCGGGGAAGAUGAGCUGGGCCUUGAUGCGGAAUCCCAAAGGAUUGGAGUGCCACUUGUUCAUCAGUCACGCAUGGGAGGAGGGCAUCUACGAGUUCAUCCGGAAGGUGAUGCACAGUUGGAUCGACGCCCUGGGAAUGCGCUGGCCACGCGCUCGCGGGAUGCGCCAUGCCUGGUGCUGCAUGUUGGCGAAUCCGCAGAACUUGAACAUCGCCGCCUUGAUCCAGUCACCCAAGAAGUCGCCCUUUGCCGUCGCCCUUCGGGCCUCGAAGAUGGUCUUGGUGGUGCCCAACCGGCACCGGAGCGUUUACACGCGCCUGUGGUGCGGCUAUGAGGCGUACCUGGCACAAGAGGCCGGGAAGCCCAUUGCCAUCGCCGGGACUUCGGUGCGCCACUGGACCUGGCGAUCCUUGAAGUACAUGUGCUUCGCUGCGGUGCCUGGAGUGAUUUUGGGUCAAUACGUCAACAGCCACGGUUGGAAAUGGUUUCGCUGGUUCCUUUGGCUUCCGAGCCUGGCGGCCUUGCUGGGGCUGAAUGCGCAGGAUCACGAGUAUAGCAUUCUGGUGCACGGCUUUUGCGAGAUGGUUUGCUGGAUUGAGAUCGCCAACUGCGAUGGGAGUUUCCCCAACGGUCACGAAUGGGGUUUUCCGGAUGUGGCAUAUCCCUAUGUGCAUCUCUGGUAUUGGGUCAUGGCAGCCAGCUUCUUCUGUCUCAUGGAGGUGGACCGGAUCCAUUUCUGGUGCAACCGAUGGGAAGCCGAACAGCUCAAGCGCGACUACCGUGGCUCCAUCAGGUAUGCCGAGUGCUCGCAGCCCGAAGAUGCACAGAGAAUUCAACUGGAAAUUGGACAGGAGGAGAAGUUCCAAGAGGUGGACGAUGCCAUUCAGGUGCUGUUGACCGCUCGGAUGUCUUCCCCUGCCUUGUGCCACAUCGCCAGCCUGGGUGUGGACAUCGACCAGGCGGCUUAUUCAGAGAUCACUGCAGCUGUGGUGGUGUUGGGUCCUUUUGAUUUGCUGACCUUGGGACACUUGCUCUUUGAGAUGAUUUACGAGGGUUCUCAACAGUGGCACAUCGAAGUGCUUCAAGGGAUGAGCAUCAUGGGGCGCUUCCUGCUGCUGUGGCAACUCUAUCGCAGCCCCAUGGAUGAGCGAUGCUUCUUGCUGAAGGUGCUCUCGAAAUUGGUGGCGGUGCUCAUGGUUGCGCUCUUUCUCCUGCUGUUCAUAGCAGUGCACUUGCAUUUUAGACCACUCUUUUCUUGGCUCGUCUUCACUGAUGCGGUGCUGCUCUUCGCCGUGACCUUGUCCUUCCUUGGCAUCCGAGGCACAGCGCAGCUGCCGGGGGGGCUUUGCCUUCUUAAGGUCUUCUUCGCCCGCGGCUCCAAGCUCUUUCGCUGCGGUCCACACUCCGAAGCCGCCACCGCGACGGGGACGGAGUUCGGUUACAACCGCGCGUCCGGAUGGAACCCGCGGAGUUCCAUCAGCGACCACUCGGAGCUGGUGCGUGCCUGGAGCGAAGGGCGGAGGCUGUGAAAGACGGAGCGAGC